CCACAGCAGCGAUUCAUUGAUGAUUGAUUUCUUGUUGUUGGGGCAUCUAAUACACGCCGGCAUAAUAUCCAUUUUGCUUUUCGAUAUACACUAUCAUCUCGAUAAAGUGCAGUAUUUUCUAUGCCUCUCCCUCACUAAACCACAUUCCCGCCCUCUACCUCUCCCGUAGGCACCAUGCCACCUCCACCACCACCUCCCCCUCCACCACCGCCCCUGCCCGGAUUUGGCGGUGGUGCCCCUCCGCCGGCGCCGCCUCCCCCACCGGGAAGACCACCAAGGAGUGGAGAUCUCCCAAAGCAACCCCCCAAAGCAGUGGCCAAGGACAGAUCUGCGCUAUUAACGGAUAUCACAAAAGGCAAGAGCCUAAAGAAAACGGUGACGAAUGAUAGAUCGGCUCCAAUGAUUUCCAAGAGUUCAGGGAGUUCGGCCGGUCUUCCUGUCGGGGGCGCACCGCCUAUACCCGGGAUGUUCAAACCACCCACUGGUUUAGCUCCUCCCACUGCACCUGGGGGAAAUCGAGCGCGAAGUAAUAGUGACAGUGGCCGAGACGGUCAUAUGGGCGACGGUGCCUCUGCUCUUCCUUCGGCUCCACAACUUGGUGGCCUGUUUGCCGGAGGAAUGCCCAAGCUAAGGAAACGUGGUGGAAUUGAUACCGGAGCCGCACCUGACGCUUCAUAUCUAACGGACUCUGAACCACGGGCUCCGAAGCCUCCAGCACCUGCAGGAAGCGCCCCCAGACCCCCAACAGCACCUAAGUUACCAACUGCGCGUCCACCGCCUCGGCCAUCCGCAGAAGCCCCAACACCACCUGCGAUAAACCCUUUAGUAGCAAACCUUCGGAAACCACCACCGAAACCAUCUUCAAGGCCGGUUUCAACGGCUUCAGCGAAGUCCGCUCCUGACAUGCCACCGCCACGCGCACCACCUCCCUUGCCCGGAGCGGGACGUGCACCCCCUCCUGUUCCUGGCUCUGCUCGAAAGGUCUCCGCACCUCCUGCACCCCCGGUGUCCGCAGCCCCUCCCCCUCCCCCCGCGCCACCUUCGUUGUCCGCUCCUGCUCCACCAUCCGCACCUCCACCACCUCCUACUACAUCGGCUCCUAGGCCACCCCCUCCUCCAACUCCACCGGUCGCGAACGGCGGACAGGCUGCGGCGGCCGCUUCCAUAGCAAUGCAAGCGGCUCGCAACGCAUUUGGUCACUCCCAACCUUCACAUUCCGCCGCAUCUACGGCUCCUUCAGCUCCUCCGCCACCUCCACCUCCAGCGUCCCCUCCGUCUGCCUCAUCAGCACGCACAUCAUCCCUUCUCUCCACACCACUAUCCUCUCGUCCCCCGUCCUUCGCAGACCACCUUGACCACAAUGCGCGUCCCGCACACCAACCUCCAAUGCGCUCGAUGCUGGAUCCGUCCGCCUACACGCUCUCAAACGGCACUGGUCCGCAACGGUCAAGCACUGGAUCGACAACCUCAACUACAGGAGGACGUUCAAGAAUCAUUGUUCAGGAUUCAAGGUUUAAGUUCCAGGAUGAAUCUCACUUGCCAAAACCUAGGGAUUUUAAGGGGGGCCAAAAAUUGUACCGUGCAGGACGAGGGAGCAGUGUGCCUUUAGAUCUGACGAUCCUGAAGUAG
Messenger RNA from Coccidioides immitis RS, 1629 nucleotides. RefSeq lists its product as uncharacterized. The transcript is spliced from 2 exons. NCBI's taxonomy places the organism in Eukaryota, Fungi, Ascomycota, Eurotiomycetes, Onygenales, Onygenaceae. The record is from RefSeq and is a predicted model, not a curated record. Bases 175 to 1629 code for a protein of 484 amino acids. Gene Ontology annotation, molecular function: actin binding.